This is a messenger RNA of Rotaria sp. Silwood1, 1962 nucleotides long. NCBI's taxonomy places the organism in Eukaryota, Metazoa, Rotifera, Eurotatoria, Philodinida, Philodinidae. The record is from the annotation of a GenBank genome assembly.
AUGGCUCAGUAUGACAACAAGACAGAAGACAAUUCUGUGACAAAGAAUGCCACAGGCCCCGAUCACACCAAUGAACAUGUAUUAACUUCAAUACGACCCAUACACCACGGUCAACAAGCCAGACAGUCUACACUGUUGAGAGAUGAGCAUCCGAUAACUGUCGACAUUACACCAUUCAAGAACCCAUCAUUAUUUUUCAAUCUGACACUUCGUUCAUUAGGUGUUAUUUUUGGUGAUAUAGGUACAUCACCAUUAUAUGUUCUUAGUACGAUAUUCGAUUUUCAACCAAACGAAGCACAAUGCAUCGGAGCAGUAAGCUUGAUUAUUUGGAGUUUAAUUAUUGCUGUAUCAAUCAAAUAUGGUAUUUUUAUACUUAUGGCUGAUAACUUUGGUGAAGGAGGAACAUUUGCUCUAUGUGGGUUAUUGACAAGUGAAAAAAGUUUUUUGGGUCCACGAAGUAAAAAAAUGAUAAUCAUUGUAUCGCUGCUGGCUGGAUCUCUCUUACUUGGUGAUGGUGCAUUAACACCAGCUGUAUCAGUGUUAUCAGCUGUCGAGGGAGUGGCUGUCGAAGCUCCAAAGUUGCAAAAGUGGAUUGUACCGAUAACAAUAAUCAUUUUAGUUUUUCUUUUCAUUGCUCAAAGAUGGGGAACAUCGAAAAUUGGUGUUACUUUUGGACCGAUCAUGUGCUUGUGGUUUAGUUCUUUAUUUGCAAUCGGUAUUUGGCGAAUAACUUAUAAACCAAGCAUUUUCAAAGCAUUUAAUCCAUGGGAAGCAUUGCAUUAUCUUAUAACCGAAAAGAAAAGAGGUUUCUAUCAAAUCGGUGGCGUCUUUCUCUCUGUUACCGGCCUUGAAGCAUUAUAUGCUGAUUUAGGUCAUUUUGGACGGUGGCCAAUUCGUUGUUCGUGGUUCUUUAUUGUUUUUCCUGCCGUAUUAUUCAACUAUUUGGGACAAGGCGCAUUAUUAAUCGUUGACCCGACUUUGAUCAGCAACCCAUUUUAUCAUUCUGUUCCACGUUGGGGACAUUGGCCCAUGAUUGUUCUCGCGUCUAUAGCGACAAUAAUUGCAUCACAAGCUAUAAUCACUGGCAGUUUUUCGUUGAUCAGUCAAGCGAUUGGUAUGGAAUGUUCGGUACCAUUUCAAAUAUGGCAUACAUCAAAAACGAUUGUUGGUCAAAUCUAUGUUCCUACCAUAAACUACAUAUUAAUGUUCCUCACUAUUGCUGUCGUUGCUGGAUUUCAAACGGGUGCUAAUAUUACCAAUGCUUAUGGAGUAACUGUUUGUAGCGUAAUGGUCAUCACAACUAUCUUAUACAUGCUUCUUCUUCGCUAUACGUGGCACAAACCAUGAGACAAUGAACGUCUUACGGUGAAAAUCUAUGGUGAUAAUAUUUAUCAUAUUACAGCAUUAUACGGCUAUACUGAAUGUCGAAUAAAACCCUACGAAAUUUUAUUACUCGCUCAUGCUCAACAUAAUGUACCGAUACCAAAUAAUGAGUUACAAGUUACAUUUUUUGUUCCAAAUGAAACAAUCAAAGUAUCAACUGUUGGAUGGCGAAGUUGGAUUCGACGUUGGCCAUUAGUGGUUCGAUGGUGUCGUCAAUAUGGUACAAAUGGAGAAACAAUCAUGUCAAAUGUCGGAUGUUACGGAUUAGCAAUCGAUGAUGAUGGACUUCUCUAUAUUGUUGAUUAUGAUAAACAUGAAGUUAGACGAUAUCAAAUAGGAGAAAAUCAAGGAACAGUAGUUGCAGUAUGUGUCGAUCGAGGUCAUUUAGUGUAUGUAUCAGAUUACAAUAGCCAUCGUGUAAUGAAAUGGACGAAAGGUGAGAAACGAGGUAUUGUUGUAGUUGGUGGUCAAGGUCAAGGAAAUAGUCUUUCACAAUUAUCAAAUCCUUGUGGAAUUAUCGUCGAUCAAUCAAGUACUCUAUAUGUGGCUGAUUUUUGGAAUGAUCGAAUUAUGCGUUGA